GGGGGUUGUUUCUUCCGAGGGUGGUUGCUUAAUAAAGUUGAAGGUGUGUUUCUAGAAACAAAACAGCUCCAAGUUCCUGCCUGUAGCUUGGAAACUUGAACAGUAAACCAGGAAAAGUGUGCAGGCUGGCUGGGCUGAGAUCCCUGUUUGUCAGGAUGGUUGCCACUAGCACUUUAAACAAUAAAAACUCUGUCUGUAUCUCUGAGCUGAUACAGCAAAGCUUUCAACAUGCAGCCUUAACUGACUUUGACUACUGGGAUUAUGUUGUGCCAGAACCCAACUUUAAUGAGAUGGUGUUUGAGGAACGGACGUGUCAGAGUAUAGUUAGAAUUUUGGAGAGUUGCCUGUCAAAAUCAAAGCAGACCAAACUUCACUGUUCCAAGGUCCUAGUCCCUGAGAAACUCACCCGGAGGAUAGCACAGGACAUCUUGCGUCUCUCUUCCACUGAGCCCUGUGGCAUUCGAGGCUGUGUUAUCCAUGUCAACUUAGAAACUGGAAACAUAUGUAAAAAGCUGGAUAAGAUUGUCUAUGACCCUACUGUUGUUCCUACUUUUGAACUGACGCUAGUGUUCAAGCAGGACAGCAAUUCUUGGCCUAGUUUCAAAUAUUUUUUCCCUAGAACUUGCUUUACAGGUGGUGGCAAACGCACCCUGAUCCUGAGUCCUGGGUUUCGGUUAAUUAAGAAAAAAUUGUAUUCUUUGAUUGGGACGGUUGUCGAAGAAUGCUAGGAACACCUCUCUAAAAACCAGCAACCUUUUAGAUAUUUGAGCCUACAGGCUUUGGGAAGCAUGACACUCGAUACCUCAGUUUAAAACAACAACAACUCUGGAUUGCCCGUGUGCCAGGCAGCCAUAGAUCCCUCUGGGCUGGCAAAAGUCUCAGUGCAGCUAGGUGGUUACUGGGCAGAACAAGGAGUACAGUUUAUUGGUAUACUUGAAACAUUCCUUAAUUGGUUAGCAGCAACUUGGCAGGUAUGCAAAGGAAUCUGCCUCUUGCUAGCAGUUGACCUCAAUGCUACCUGCAGCCUUUGGUCUCGGUGGCUGUUUUUUGUGUUUUUUGAAGCUGACAAGGAAUCUACAGAGCUUACUGGUUUGCUAAGCUUCAAGAAGGAUAGAGAAAAUUAACCCUAAGAUUAAAACAACAGUGUUUUCUCCUAAUAUGCGGGAAAGGAUUACUUUGCAAAUACCAAAGCUGUGGGAAGAUGCUGGUAGCAGUUUAUGGUAGCACCAAGAAGAACAGGGAUGGAAGAAGCAAGUCCAUGGAAGAAGAUUCUAAUUAGUGCGAGGGACUGAAGUUAGCUUUGCUUCUCUGUAGCAGUGGUUGCUUUUCCAUACACGCUGAUCUGGUCAGACUUCACACCCUUUCCCAUGAACUUGGUAAAAAUCUGGCGUGCCAAUAAGGAGUCUUCCUAAGGAAGUGGGUUAGAGAAGACCAGUUCUCCCAAAGUGUCUUGAAACUAUGUUACAAUUGCACUACAAUUCAACAGUAUGUAUUUUAAUGUUUGAAAAUGUGAUGGCUUGUGUUCUUACUUUUCACGUGCCAAAGUGUAAAUGUGCAUCUGAGUAUAACAUGUUAGUUUACUAUGGGCUGAAUCCCCUUCUGUCAAGUUCUCCUUCUAGGAAGACUUAGAAAUCAUAGGACCCAACCUUUUUCAUUUUGCUGCAGAAAUAUUGGUUACUCUUGCAUGGGAAAACCCCAACUACCUCAAGUCCAUUUUUGAAAACAAAUGUUACCCUACUAAAUGGUUUUCUUUUCUUCUAGUUUCCCUUGCUCUCUGUUUAAGAAACAUUUUGCAUAAUACUGUUUUCUUCCGUGGGGAUGAUGGUCUUUAGCAUAAUGAGUGGUGAAAUAUUCUCAGCACCAUAGACUGUCAGCUUUGCAGAUGGUUUGGAAAUAUUUUUGCGACCCUGCAGUGGUGACUUCGCAAAAGAUAUGAGUUUUGUCUGUAACUUGGUUCUGUUUUCAGUGGCUGAUUUAAUCAGCUCUGUCCCAUUACCUUUUACCUCAGCCAAGAAACACUAAAGAAAAACUGCAUAGCCAAAAGUCAGAGAAUAUUAAAUGAGUAUGUGACUUACUACAGGUUCUUCUGCUCUGUCCACUCACCUGUCUGCAGCACAGUCAUGGCGCCAGUACGGUCAACCUAACCUUUGUCACCUGUGGAGCAAGGUCUUUAUGUAAGGUUCUUCAUGCCAGCUUGUCCCCAUUCUCAUUCAUGCUCUCCCAGUUCUAGGCUAAAGCAGGAAGGUUCCUUGGUACAACCUGUGAAAGAUUUCUUCUCAAGUACACUGGGGUGUGGAAUCCAGUUCUUCUGCUGACCUCUCUUGCCUGGGCUUUGAUUCUCUGGUGAUUCCUGACCUGUAAACAUCCACACUCUGAAAGCUUACAAAGGUAGCCAGUGUCCAUUGUGGUGUGCUAAGAUCUUCCUUGGCUCUGGAAUCCUAUCCUUUAGAGCCUGCGUUCAGCUGUAAGGUUUGCCUAAUCCAUCUUUAACCGUAAGUGGGUUGUGUGUGUGCGUGUGUGUGCAUGUUUCUGUUUUCCAGAAGAGAAACCUGUUAGCAAGUUAUGUUUCCUCAGUUAGGAAAGUACUUUUGGGGGACCAGAUGCUAAAUGGAAUAGUGCAGAAACAGGGCUUAUAGAGGAGAGAUUUCAGUAGCAGCAUGGCUUGUUUUAUGCAUUUGGGCUACUUUUAUCUGGCCAUGUGCAAACACAGUGAGAUUCCUAAGCUUUCUGCUGGUGACAGUUCUAGUUCCCAACCAUCUGUUCGUGGUGAUGUCAGGGAGAAACUGAUUUGGACUUACACAGAUAUUUCAGAUCUGCUGCCCUGUGCUGCGAGUGUUAUCAACUUGUAGAAUUUAUGAGACAAAUAUAAAUGGGAAGGUCACAGAGACUGACUUAUGUCCCCAACUCUCAGUUGCAAGUAAAUCGCUUGUGUAGCUGUUUCAAACUGAUACGCUGCCCUACUCCAAGCUACUGACUUUCUGAACAAUUGGUAUUGGACCAUUGUGAACUGGUGUUGUUGCACUUUUUGCUUUUAAGCUUCUGGUGUCAAAAUAUCACCGUGUGUAUAUAUGUCUGUGUUCUGAAUUUGCACUGAUACUGCCUGGACUCAUGCGUUGUUAAUGGUUCAUGCCUUGCCUUGGUGCGCUCUUACUAAGUGACUAGUGUUGAUCUUAGAAUCAAUGGUUUUUAUUAAAGUCUGUAAAUAAAGGAAUAUUUUAACUUCUCA
Messenger RNA from Sphaerodactylus townsendi, 3226 nucleotides. RefSeq names its product DNA damage inducible transcript 4 like (gene DDIT4L). The transcript is spliced from 3 exons. Gene Ontology annotation, biological process: negative regulation of signal transduction. Gene Ontology annotation, cellular component: cytoplasm. Lineage: Eukaryota; Metazoa; Chordata; Lepidosauria; Squamata; Sphaerodactylidae. The record is from RefSeq and is a predicted model, not a curated record. Bases 156 to 728 code for a protein of 190 amino acids.